UUGUAACUUUUGACAGGUAAGAUUAGCUUCCUAGCAUCGCCUCCGUCGGGAGUGCUUUUUGUCGUUUUUGGUAGUUUUGGUUCUUAGCACCUUUUUUCUGGAGCGUUUUGAGAUAAUAAUUGUUUUAAGUUUAAUGGUUAGGUUAGAGCUGUUUCGAUAGCCUGUUUUGUUUCUCCCGUUUGGACCCCUUCCCUUGUCAUAAAGAACUAUUUUUUAUUUUUUAUUUUUUUUUGGUAAUGUUUAAAUUUUUUAAAUAACACUUGUGGUUAUUAGGACCAUCACAGACAUACAAAAAAAUGUAAAAAAAAAAAAAAAUCGCUUUUUUUUAAAUCAAGUGUUUUAGGAGGUUUGUGUACAGCAGCUGUGUCAAACAUCCGGGAUAUGCUGGCGUCAUGUCACCUAAUGAAAGUGUCUACUUUGGGAACAUUUUGACACUUAUUAAACAACCGUACGUUGCAGCUUUCAGUCAGUUUGCACACGCAAUAAGAUGCCAAGUGCACGCCAACAUUUGGUGCGCGCGGUGCCGGAGAAGAGGUUGGCGCGCAGGAAAGAGGGCGGUCAAAGCAGCCUUCUGUUGCACUUCCAGCCACAGUCUUUCCCCCCGCGUCCAUGCCGGACGCCUCCCCCUCCUCCUCGCAUUCGAAGCCCGCUUGGGUGAUGCCAUGCCACGGAACCACGGCGGAGAUGAAGGCGGCGCCGGGCUCUGGAUGAGGACCUCGCCGGGCCACCGCACCGACGGCGCGAAAGAUGUCGAGUCCGGACGGAUGAUGAUGAUGAUGAUGAUGAACAACAACAACGCCGGGGACGGCUUGCUGUCAGCCUCGAACGCCGCCGGCGGCGGCCCCGACUGCCUGCGAGGGAAGCAGGGAGCCCGGCUCAGCCUGCUGGGCAAGCCGCUCAUAUACAGCGCGCAGAGCGGCCGCAGGAACGUGCGCUACCGGCGGCUGCAGAACUACCUGUACAACGUCCUGGAGAGACCCCGAACCUGGGCCUUCAUCUACCACGCCUUUGUGUUUAUCUUGGUCUUCAGCUGCUUGGUCCUGUCUGUCUUCUCAACCAUUCCAGCUCAUCAGGACUUCUCCUCUGAAUGUCUUCUCAUUCUGGAGUUUGUCAUGAUUGUGGUGUUCGGGUUGGAGUACAUCAUCCGCAUCUGGUCAGCAGGAUGUUGCUGUCGCUACAGAGGAUGGCAAGGGCGAAUCCGGUUUGUCAGAAAACCUUUCUGCGUCAUCGACAUCAUAGUGCUGAUUGCUUCAGUGGCGGUGGUGUCGGCAGGCAGCCAGGGCAACAUCUUUGCCACUUCAGUCCUGCGUAGCCUUCGAUUUCUGCAGAUCUUACGCAUGGUGCGGAUGGACCGGAGAGGAGGUACAUGGAAGCUGCUCGGGUCUGUGGUAUAUGCACACAGCAAGGAACUUGUCACCGCCUGGUACAUUGGCUUCUUGGUCCUCAUAUUUUCUUCAUUCCUCGUCUACCUGGUGGAGAAUAAGUUCAACAAGGAGUUUGCCACGUAUGCAGACGCCCUGUGGUGGGGCACGAUCACCCUAACAACCAUUGGCUACGGGGACAAGACACCAAAGACUUGGACAGGACGGAUGCUGUCUGCAGGGUUUGCACUGCUCGGCAUCUCGUUCUUUGCCUUGCCAGCAGGUAUUCUGGGCUCAGGUUUUGCUCUGAAGGUCCAGGAGCAGCACAGACAGAAGCACUUUGAGAAGAGGAGAAACCCUGCAGCCUACCUCAUCCAGUGUGUUUGGCGUAGUUAUGCGGCCGACGAACACUCGGUUUCCAUUGCUACCUGGAAACCUCACUUGAAGGCCUUGCAUACCUGCAGCCCCACAAAAAAAGAACAAGGAGAAGCAACUACAAGCCAGAAGCUGAGUUUCAAGGAGCGUGUCAGGAUGGCGAGCCCACGCGGUCAAAGCAUCAAGAACAGGCAGACUUCCGUGAAUGACCGGCGCUCUCCAGCGGCAGACGUCGGUGCAGACGGCACAAGUCCUUCCAAGGUGCAGAAGAGCUGGAGCUUCAAUGACCGCACACGCUUCAGACCCUCACUGCGUCUUAAAAGCCAGUCCCGAUCCACCACUGACGCAGACUCAAACACGACUGGAGAGGAUGGUUUUGAUGAGAAGGGUUGUCACUGCGAGAUCUCAGUAGAAGACUUGCUGCCCUCUGUCAAGUCUGCCAUUCGGGCUGUCAGAAUAAUGAAGUUCCACGUAGCAAAGAAGAAGUUCAAGGAAACGUUGCGUCCUUACGACGUCAAGGACGUGAUUGAGCAGUACUCUGCAGGUCACUUGGACAUGCUGUGUCGCAUUAAGAGUCUGCAAACCAGGCUGGACAUGAUAGUAGGCCCACAGCCCCUGAGCAGCCGAGCCAAGACCUUUUCCUCCCCCUCCUUGCCCCUCUAUUACAGCCAGGGCAGAAAGAACUCCACCCAGGGAGUGGAUCAAAUCCUCGGUAAGGGCCAGAUUCCUCUGGACAAGAAGAUUCGUGAGAAGUUGAUGUCUGACGGAGAUCUCCUGGAGGACAUGAGCAUGCUGGGGCGUGUUUGUAAAGUGGAGCGACAGGUCCAGUCCAUUGAGUCCAAGCUGGACUCCUUGCUGGACAUUUAUCGGCAGGUCCUACGCAAGGGCUCGUCCACGGCUCUCACACUCUCGUCCCUCCCUCUGUUUGAGCUGGAGCAGACGUCGGACUACCAGUCGUCCGUCUUCAGCAAGGACCUGUCCAGCAGUGGUGGCGCCAUGCCGCCACCCGGUGGCUGUGUCCCACGCUCCUCCACCAACCCUCACCUGUCCCAGGGCGGACUCCAUCUCAUCUUGGCCACACCCAAUGAGCUCAACCUCAACCCGGCCACCACUACACCCCCCUCUGGCCUUGGUUCCUCCCCGUUCAGCCCGUCCUCCUUGCCCAAUCACCUGUACCGCCACCAUCACCACCUCCAGGAUCAGUCCAGCACACCUGAAAGUGGCAACGAUGAAACAUGCUCUCCCCCCGUCCUCACACCAAACAGUAUCAGCAGCGGCACGGGUGGAGGAGUGGCAGAUUCCGGGUUUUGUCUUCUGGCGAGGCUUCCGCCACCACCGCCUACUAACAGGAAUGUAGGUCUGCGAGCUCCCUCCAAUGAAACUUCGACCGACAUCGAAGACUUUUGCGGAAUGCAAAUAAAGAAAAGCAGCAUUGUAGAGGAACUUAGCCCAGACUUGGGGCUCCAGCAGCUGGGAGGGCGCACCAACACCAAGGGCCGACUGAACGCCAAGGAGGAAGGCUCCUGGAGAAGGCAUAUGAGUCUUGAACUGGAGCCCCUGGUGCCUUCCACCCUAAACUGCUGCUCAGUCCCCAGCCACGUGGACCAGAGCCUUGGGAAGUCUAUGUCAGUGCAGGACUUGAUGCAGACGGCCCAAGGCAGAGUGCCGGACCCCCACUGCGGCUCGCCUCCAAGCCGAAAUACGACCAACAACUCGCCCGCCGGGUUCCGCAAAAGUUGCCAAGACCUCGGCGGAGACGGAAAAGGUGGCUGGGGGGACGAAGAUCUUUUCAUCGGCGACAGGGAAGCGACGAUGGAGGAGUUCGAUUUCCUGUCACACGGGACACUCGAGACUUCCCCCUACUCCUCAGAGCUCUCGGGGGUUCUGAGGAGAGCGGAGAGCACUCUGAGAGCGGAGGUGAAGGCGGGAGGGUCACGGGGGUCCAACCACAGCCUGGCCACCGGUCACUCAUCCUCGCACGCUGCUGGCAGCACUGAAUUAAUCAAAAUGCAGCGCGUGCGGUUAAAAUAGAUCAUCAGACCUCAUGCAAGGAAAGCUUCUAUCAUUUAAAAAAAAAAAAUGUGAGCAUGAAGGCGCGAUUACACAGGAGUCGAUCACACCUGACAGGUAGGUAGGUCAUUAUUCUCAUUGCACAAGUACAAACCCCGUUUCCAAAUGAGUUCGGAAAUUGUGUUGGAUGUAAAUAUAAGCGGAAUACAAUGAUUUGCAAAUCCUUUUCAACCCAUAUUCAAUUGAAUGCACUACAAAGACAAGAUAUUUGAUGUUCAAACUCAUAAACUUUAUUUAUUUUUUGAAAAUAAUAAUUAACUUAGAAUUUCAUGGCUGCAACACGUGCCAGAGUAGUUGGGAAAGGGCAUGUUCACCACUGUGUUACAUCACCUUUUAAUAAACGAUUGGGAACUGAGGAAACUAAUUGUUGAAAGUGGAAUUCUUUCCCAUUCUUCUUUUAUGUAGAGCUUCAGUCGUUCAACAGUCCGGAGUCUCCGCUGUCGUAUUUUACGCUUCAUAAUGCGCCACACAUUUUCGAUGGGAGACAGGUCUGGACUGCAGGAGGGCCAGGAAAGUACUCGCACUCUUUUUUUACGAAGCCACGCUGUUGUAACAAGUGCUGAAUUUCAGCAUUGUCUUGCUGAAAUAAGCAGGGGCAUCCAUGAAAAAGACAGCGCUUAGAUGGCAGCAUAUGUUGUUCCAAAACCUGUAUGUACCUUUCAGCAUUAAU
This is a messenger RNA of Nerophis lumbriciformis (worm pipefish), 4476 nucleotides long. RefSeq names its product potassium voltage-gated channel subfamily KQT member 5-like. Gene Ontology annotation, biological process: potassium ion transmembrane transport. Gene Ontology annotation, molecular function: voltage-gated potassium channel activity. The record is from RefSeq and is a predicted model, not a curated record. Lineage: Eukaryota; Metazoa; Chordata; Actinopteri; Syngnathiformes; Syngnathidae. Gene Ontology annotation, cellular component: voltage-gated potassium channel complex; membrane.